This is a messenger RNA of Macadamia integrifolia, 1935 nucleotides long. RefSeq names its product dnaJ homolog subfamily B member 4-like. The coding region runs from base 386 to 1342 and encodes 318 amino acids. The transcript is spliced from 2 exons. The record is from RefSeq and is a predicted model, not a curated record. Lineage: Eukaryota; Viridiplantae; Streptophyta; Magnoliopsida; Proteales; Proteaceae. Gene Ontology annotation, cellular component: cytosol. Gene Ontology annotation, molecular function: protein-folding chaperone binding.
GAACGAUAAGAGAGCACGUUCUUAGUGGCAAAGGUACGCACACAUGCGUAGGGUACCGUAAAUAAUCACCACUGCGCGGUGGGACGGUGCGGUUGACAACCGGCCGACCCGGAGAUGAUGGUGGAGACAAGAGUGAUGGAGGAGGGUUCGACUCAAAACCAUCGAUUCCAGAACCUUCUAGAGUCUUCGUUGCGAGCCAUUGCCGACGACGAAGCUCACUGUCCACUGUGCUCUUAGGCUCUCGUCAGCAUCGUCAGUUAAUAAAGAAAUACUCAAUUAACGAUCAUCACCCCUUCCUGAGUCAAUAAAUAGCACAUCCGAUCCCUUCACGUCGUUUCGAUUUCCUAAUUUGACAGGUUUCAGAGUUUCAAAGAGAGAGACGAUAAUGGGGGUGGAUUACUACAACAUUUUGAAGGUGAACAGAAAUGCAACUGAUGAAGACCUGAAGAAGGCGUACAAGAGAUUGGCCAUGAAGUGGCACCCUGACAAGAACCCAGACGUCAAGAAAAGAGAAGCGGAAGCCAAGUUCAAGCAGAUCUCCGAGGCUUACGACGUCCUCAGCGACCCUCAGAAGAGGCAGAUCUACGACGCCUACGGUGAAGAAGCCCUCAAGGACAAUAUCCUUCCUCCUACUUCUGGGGGUGCUACCAACUUCCGGUUCCAUCCUCGCGAUGCCGAAGACAUCUUCGCCGAGUUCUUCGGUAGUUCCGACGGCUUUGGCGGUGGCCUUGGUCGUACAUUUGGGGAAACUUUUAAUAGGUAUUCUCGUGCGGAUUCUGCCGGUCAACCCAAUCGCAAGAUUCCACCGGUCGAAAAGAAUCUAGCUUUUAGUCUGGAGGAGCUUUACUCUGGUUCUAAACGGAAGAUGAAGAUCUCUAGGACCGUUGUUGAUGCUUACGGUAAGCCAACAACUGUGGAGGAGAUCUUGAUAAUUGAUAUUAAGCCUGGGUGGAAGAAGGGAACAAAGAUAACUUUUCCUGAGAAGGGCAACCAAGAUCCAGGCACCAUUGCAGGAGACCUCAUUUUCUUGGUUGAUGAGAAACCCCAUGCAGUUUACACAAGGGAUGGGAAUGAUCUGUUAGUCAACCAGAAGAUAUCACUCUUGGAUGCACUCGCAGGGAAGACUCUGAACCUGACAAUGCUGGAUGGGAGGCAACUUACAAUCCCAGUCACGAAUAUUGUCAAACCAGGUGAUGAGAUGGUGAUAGAAAAUGAAGGAAUGCCCAUCUCAAAAGAACCUGGGAAGAAAGGAAACCUGACAAUAAAAUUUGAUGUCAAAUUUCCAUCUAGGCUCACCACAGAACAGAAAUCAGAUCUGAGGAGGGUGUUGGGAAGGAGCUGACUCUGAAUGGAUUCAGAUCCUCUCCGGUCGUGCUAGAGGCCCCUCCCAGCCAUCAGAUCGCACCUCACACCCCACUCCCUAAUGGCCAGAGAGAUCUGGAUCCACUUGGGAGGACUUCUUUCGUGUUUUUUUCCUCGAUAAAUACCAUGAACUCAAGAGUUUGCAAGUGGCUUUUAACAUGGGCGGAUGGAAGUGCCAGUUGGUUGUAAAUAUAUUACAUUUGACAGCGAAAGGGGAAGAUGUGAAUAGUAGGAGGUAAGAGUUGUUUGGGGAAGGGGUAUUGAAACUUGGUAACAAAUUUCAUGUUAAGGCCCUCUAAGUUGGAAGGAUUGUUGAUUAUGGGCUGGAGGGAGGGGUGUUCUGAUUGCAAGACGCAAGAGAUGCGUCUGGUGGUGGUACACGUCGGUCUGCCUGGACGUGCCUUUGCAUGAACUGUGAUUUGUACACUAAAAAAUUAACUCUUGGAUUUGUUACAUACAGUUGCUAAUUAUUGCGCAACGGUGAAGGGUUCAUUGUUGUUUCAAAGUUGAAUCAAAUUCAAUGUAUUGUUUGUUUACUGAUUUAGUAAUGAGGGUUUUUUAUGGACUGUUAAA